Messenger RNA from Tachysurus vachellii, 623 nucleotides. RefSeq names its product histone H4. Lineage: Eukaryota; Metazoa; Chordata; Actinopteri; Siluriformes; Bagridae. The record is from RefSeq and is a predicted model, not a curated record. The transcript has a single exon. Gene Ontology annotation, molecular function: DNA binding; structural constituent of chromatin; protein heterodimerization activity. Gene Ontology annotation, cellular component: nucleosome. Gene Ontology annotation, biological process: nucleosome assembly. The coding region runs from base 47 to 358 and encodes 103 amino acids.
GGGUGGUGUAUUUUAUUGAGCGUCUUGAUUUCGAGAGAGAAGCAUCAUGUCUGGUAGAGGUAAAGGCGGUAAGGGACUCGGCAAAGGGGGCGCAAAGCGUCAUCGUAAGGUCCUUCGCGAUAACAUCCAGGGAAUCACCAAGCCGGCUAUUCGCCGUCUGGCUCGCCGUGGCGGUGUUAAGCGUAUUUCCGGCCUGAUCUACGAAGAGACUCGCGGUGUGCUCAAAGUCUUCUUGGAGAACGUCAUCCGCGACGCCGUCACCUACACCGAGCACGCCAAAAGAAAGACCGUCACCGCCAUGGAUGUGGUGUACGCCCUGAAGCGCCAGGGACGCACUCUGUACGGCUUCGGCGGAUAAACGCUCAACACCGACCUACGUCAACACAACGGCUCUUUUAAGAGCCACCCAAAUAUCCGCAAAGAGAUGUUUCUUCUUUACUUCGCGUGUGUUUGGGGGGGGAAAGACGCAAAUGACGUCAAAAGUCUUAUAAAGCAAUAUCCGAUAUACAUAAUAAAUUCCAGUAGAAUAGAGUAGAAUAUAUUAUAUAAUGUAAUUGAUUUACAUACAUCUCUCUUCUUAUUUUAUAUAGUGUGUGUGUGUUACGAACUAUGUUUGUGGGUUC